Molecule: messenger RNA, 1098 nt
Organism: Thamnophis elegans (Western terrestrial garter snake)
Lineage: Eukaryota; Metazoa; Chordata; Lepidosauria; Squamata; Natricidae
Product: trypsin-like
Exons: 6
Coding region: 150-908 (252 amino acids)
Biological process (GO): proteolysis
Molecular function (GO): serine-type endopeptidase activity
Source: RefSeq, a predicted model, not a curated record
GUGUUAAGAAGCACUUCCUGAUUAACCCAAGAUUGGCUAAUCCGAGCCAGGAUUGCAAAUAAAAGCUAGAAGGGGACUGAGAAGCAAAUCAUUGAAUUCCCACAUCUUGGGGAUCUUCUUCCCGGGAACUAUUAUUGUCAUUAAGAACCAUGUUGCAUCUUUUCUUCAAGUUACUGCCUGCCAUUUUGCUCAUGGCAUCUUCAGCCGCUGCAGCGGAAGGAGAAAGGGUCCUGGGGGGCAAACCAUGCCUGCCCAAUUCCCAGCCGUGGCAGGCUGCCCUAUUCUCUGGAUGCCGGCUGAUCUGUGGAGGGACCCUCAUUCACCCAUCUUGGGUGGUCAGUGCCGCCCACUGCAGAAAGUCAUCCAUAUUCCCCGUGCGUCUUGGAGAACACCAUCUCAGGCGCAUAGACUGGUCGGAGCAACUCAAGUUAUCAUCAAAAGCCAUUGUGCAUCCGGAAUACAACCGGAGAACCUUGAACAAUGAUAUCAUGCUGAUUAAACUGCUGACCCCGGUUACCUUAAAUGACAAAGUCAAAGUUAUGGAUUUGUCUACCACCUGUCCGGAGACUGGCACCAAAUGCAGCAUUUCAGGAUGGGGUACAACAAGCAGCCCACAACCCAAAUAUCCAGAUGUUCUACACUGUGCCAACGUCACCAUCAUCGAUCACAAUGUUUGCCGAUCGAUUUAUCCCAAUUAUUUCAGUGAAAAUAUGGUCUGUGCUGGCAAGAUGGAGGGAGGAACAGAUUCUUGCCAGGGUGAUUCAGGUGGCCCCUUAGUCUGCAAUGGGAAGCUGCAAGGCAUCGUAUCCUGGGGCCCCUACAUAUGUGCCCAGCCAAAUAAGCCAGGGGUUUAUGUUAAUGCCUGCAAAUACACUGACUGGAUCCAGGAGACUAUCCAAAAUAACUGAGGAUCACAGGACGAUUCUGAACAGACGCCAAAGGGAGAAGACACUUUGCUUCUCUUUUUGGUUAAAUUGGCAUUGUGUUUUGCUUUUGACAUGCCUCUGGAGAUACUAAAAUGGAUAAGGGAAUCCCAUAUGCCACCAGGCUUGAAAUGUUGGGCUUGGACAACCUGGAACCGCACUGCCUGUGGUCCGA